AUGUCACAGGUCCAUUUUUGGUGGCGAUACGAAUUACUUACUGCUAAAUAUUCUGAAGAAGUAACUGAUUUUGAUUUUAUCAAAUUAAUCACAUUAGAUAACUCAUUGUUUCUGUUAGACAAAUCCAACCAAGUUUGGCAAGGCAAUAUCGAUUCAAAGUAUACUAUCUCGUUAAGUAGAACAAAUAUAUUAGCUGUAGAUAUAGGUGCCACCCGUUUUCAUUUGUAUUAUGUCACUGAAAUCGGUAGAGUAUUUAGAUUAUCUCCUACCCUCAAAAGUUGUGAAGAGGUAGUUCUGUAUGAAGAAUCAUCAUGUUGUAGCCAUGGAUAUGUUACUCAUAGCCGUAGAAUAAAUGUGAAACAGAUAUCUGCUGGUGGAAUGGGUGUAAUAUUUCUAUCAGACACUGGAGAACUAUGGGCUUCUGGAGAUCACCCACAGUUAGGUAUAUAUAGUGAAACAGAACCUAAGAAAGUUAUGUUUUUUGAAGGUAGGCAUGUUACAUUAAUUAGCUCUGGUGAAGAUUUCAAUGUAAUUAUUUCUCAUAAAAGAGAUGAUAUUUGUUCUAUAAAUCAGCCAGAAAAUGGAGAAUCUGAGGUAUUUUUAUCAAUCUGUCCACAGUGCACAAGUGACAUAGUUGCCUCUCCUUUAUCACCACAUUCUUGUUCUGAUGCAUGCCCUCUUGGCUUAUCAUAUAAAAAAUCAUGUGAAUCUUUAAGUGCUUCAACUUCUACCAGUAAAACUAAUGGUGGUAGUGAAAACAGAAGGAGUAACGACAAUACUUCAUCUUGUACAGAAGACUCUCAUCAUAUGUCUGAUGCUACAGAAUGUAAUGUUUCUCAUCAAUCGAUUGAUGUAGAAAACAGAGAUAAUCAAGAAAAAGGUGAUCGAAUGAGUAGUAUGCUUAUGAUAAACACUGAAGCUGCCAGACAGUUUUUAACAAGGCAGUUAUCAUGGGUUUCAUCUGGAGGGGAAGAAUUAUUGGCAGAAGUUUCUGGUCCUACUAGAAUAUUACGUCAGAAUGUAACCACUGUGGCAAGCCUUGUUUAUGAAGGAGUAAAAACUGUUGGUGACAAAGUGGCAACAUUAUCUCGACAUGUCAGUGGUGGUUCUGACAACAUAAGUGAUUCAUUUGAAGAAUUUGAAGAACUUAAUCGAUCCAAUGUCAGCUUAAAUAGUAGUCUAAGGUGGGAUUGGUCUUGCAGUGAUGGUUCUGAAGAUGCUGCUAUGGAAAGAAAUGGUGUUAGCCGGGUCAAAGGUGCUCGUUUGAUUAGAGGUGAAGUCUGGGUUUGGGGUAAUGCUCAGCAUGGUCAACAUGGAAUUGGCGAGUUCGUUAAAAGAAAUAAACCUGUUCUGGUAACAGGAGUAUCACAUAUCGGAGUUUGUGGAGUUUGGUGUGGACGUAAUCACUGUCUUAUACAAACACUUGAUGGUAGAGUUUUUGGAUGGGGUUCUAAUGCAGUUGGGCAAAUUACCAAUUCUGAUCUGAAGGUUCAAAGCACACCCCUGAUCUGCGGGCGGGCAAUGUCAGUUGGAGUUGGUAAUGACUUCUCUGUCCUUUUGGAUCGUUCUGGCAGUUUAAAUUUGCUAACAAACGAAAGGAAGCAGAACCAACUUAAUUUGACUCAAAACUCUCCUCUUCAUAAUUUAACUCCCGUAAGAGUUUUGGGAUCUGGUGAAGUAAUGUGUGUGAUAUAUUCCAAUUUUCCUUAUAAAGAAACAACAUUAGAUUCAGACAUUGCCCAUGAACAGUGCUACUUAGAAGAAUUGCUUUCUGUAUAUAAUGGUCUCGUUAAACCUCUUAGUCGAAAGUCUUCCCUUGAUGAAAGCCUUUCGAACCUUUGUUCGCGUUAUACUGAUUUACUUCAUAUGACUGCAAUGAUUGUAUCCUCUCUUCUCCAAGGCAAAGCUUCACAUGAAGUUUUAACAUCUUUCCAAGAAGAAAUAUUGUAUGUUUAUGAGAAUUAUCUUUCAGUGGUUUGUGAUGUUAUUGCUACCAAUGGAUUUUCCCACAUUAUUCGUAAUGUUGAGACUCCUUCCAGAUUGACAUCUUGUUUUUCUGAUAGACUUCCGACAAAAAAAAAUUCUCCUGAAGCUAUUGUUACUUGUGCAUUCACUCAGCCACUGUCACAUCUUGUCGUUUAUAAAGGAAUGGUAACCCGUGGUGGAUGUGACGGAAUUUGGAGAUGGGAAAACUUGUUAGAACUUCAAGAGGGUAAACGAAAGGAAGCCGAAAUGACUAAACUGUUUUGGGAUAAUGCUGGCAGACUAUCAGAUAUUUUAAGGACUGCUAAAAGAAGAAUCAUUAAAGAUUCUCGGUCGAAUCCUCUAUCACUGCAGAGUGCUUCUCGCUUUUCAUCGCAUUGGUUCAUCCUGCUGUCAGAUGCAUUCAUACAUGUGUCAGGAGGAUCUCACACUGUUCAUAAUUUAGAAAUCCUUUGGGUUGAGUUGCUCAAUGAUUCUGAUAAUAAUCAGCAGAAUACUAUCACAAUCACUCUACCUGAAGAGACAUUGACAUUAAUCACAACAAGUCAUCUUGAUAAAACUGAAUGGUAUCAUGCAUUUCAAACGACGAUUAAAAAACUCCUGAACAAACCAGCUAUGCCAUUGGCCAGAACUGCUUCGUACACUUUUCUGAAGCAUGCCACUUAUAAAGAUGCGAAGUAUACAGGUCGUUGGCUUUCUGGAAAGAUGCAUGGUAGUGGAAAGUUGGAAUGGCCAGAUGGAAGGGUGUUUACAGGACAGUUUCACAACAAUCUUUGCCAUGGCUUUGGUCGGCUUGAAGUCCCUGGAGUUUCUGUUUAUGAAGGGCAGUGGAAGGAUGGUACUGAAAAUGGUCAUGGUGUUACAAGGUAUGAAAAUGGAGAUAUAUAUAUCGGUUAUUAUAAGGAUGGACUUGAAAAUGGACAUGGAGUAAGAAAAACUGGAAGGUUCACGUCUUCUCAGGCAUCUGUCUACGUUGGAGAAUGGCUGUUAGGGCAGAGACAUGGUUAUGGAGUAUUAAGCACAAUAGCAACUGGUGAAAAGUACCUCGGAUGUUGGAGUGGAAACAUGAAGAGUGGCUCUGGUUUGGUUGUAACAAUUGAUGGAAUUUAUUAUGAGGGAACAUUCAGCCAAGAUGUCCUUACAGGCCAUGGAAUCAUGGUGUUUGAAGACGGUACUCAUUAUGAAGGUGAGUUGAAACAGACAGGUGUGUUUGGUGGAAAAGGUGUUCUCACUUUUCCUAGUGGAGACUACAUUGAUGGAACUCUGCAUGGAUCUUGGACUGAAGGGAUCAGAGUCUCUGGACUUCUUCAUAAAGCUAAUCCUUUGUCAUCACCCCAACAAUCUUUCACACAACCAAAAUCUUUUGGUGAUCUGUGUGUUGGGGCUGAUUUGAAAUGGAAAGCUAUCUUUCGACAGUGCUGGGGGCUUCUUGGCUCUAGCGGUGAGAGUAAAGCUAUGGAUACUCAAAGGGCUUGGGAAAAUGUGGCAAUAACACUAGGUAGUCGCCAAUCCAUACGUCAUUCUGAGCUGUUGCAGACUACCCCACAAUUUGGUAGAAGUAGCCUGGAUCUUCAAUCUUACCACCAAAUUAUUGAUUAUUUGUCUCAGGCUUUCGAAAGUACUCAUCACCCUUUAGGAAGAGCGCUUAGUGAAUUAGUAGAAGCUUAUACUACAACAUAUUCUGGAGUUGUUCAUCCACUUCUACUACCACAAGCAGUUGCUGAACUCCACUCUAUUACACUUCGGAUUUAUCAACUUGUACGACUUUUAUUUCCUGCUCUUCCUGGCCAUACUACUCAACUUUAUCUUGGUGAUAAUUCACAAGAUGUCGCUAGCAUGACAAAUCUUCUUCAUCCUAUCAUACUUCCAAAAUUGUAUUCAUCACUGGUUCUGCUUUACUCACUCCACAAUAAAAAUGAAGAUGAUACUUACUGGAAGAGGCUUCUCAAAUGGAAUCGUCAACCCGACACUACAUUAAUGGCAUUUUUAGGAAUUGAUAAGAAAUUCUGGAAAGAGGAUAUUUUUAGUAUUGCGGUUGAAACACUUCAGCUUUUAAAAACAAAAUUUUCCCCAAUGGAGAAAUUGAUAGUUAUUCAGAACACCUUUCAAGAAAUAACAAAAGCUGCACAGACUGUUUUGGGCGAGACAUUUGUUUGGACAAUGGACGACCUCUUCCCAGUUUGUCAUUAUGUGGUUGUGAGGGCUCAUAUUCAAGGUCUUGGGUCAGAGGUACAUUUUAUUGAAGACUUCAUGGAGCCCUCUAUCAAAAGUGGUGAACUAGGUAUUAUGUUUACCACCCUUAAGGCAUGUUUCUUCCAAAUUUUGCAAGAAAAAGUCAGCAUUAUAAGUUAA
This is a messenger RNA of Nezara viridula (southern green stink bug), 4335 nucleotides long. The record is from the annotation of a GenBank genome assembly. Lineage: Eukaryota; Metazoa; Arthropoda; Insecta; Hemiptera; Pentatomidae.